This is a messenger RNA of Drosophila bipectinata, 594 nucleotides long. The record is from RefSeq and is a predicted model, not a curated record. NCBI's taxonomy places the organism in Eukaryota, Metazoa, Arthropoda, Insecta, Diptera, Drosophilidae.
UGUCAAAUUCCCUGCUGCGUCCGCUCUCUUUCUUUCCGGUUGUCAAAAGUGCACUGCAUCCUAUACCGCUGAAUAAUGGCCGACGUUGACGUUGAUGUGCCCUCCGCUGCCCCCGUCCUUGAUGGCGCCAUGGACAUUAACACUGCUCUGCAGGAGGUCCUGAAGAAGUCCCUGAUCGCCGAUGGACUCGUCCAUGGCAUCCACCAGGCCUGCAAGGCUCUGGACAAACGUCAGGCAGUGCUGUGCAUCCUGGCCGAGUCCUUCGAUGAGCCCAACUACAAGAAGCUGGUCACCGCCCUGUGCAACGAGCACCAGAUCCCCCUGAUCCGCGUGGACUCGCACAAGAAGCUCGGCGAGUGGUCCGGCCUGUGCAAGAUCGACAAGGAAGGCAAGCCCCGCAAGGUGUGCGGCUGCUCCGUCGUUGUGAUCAAGGAUUUCGGUGAGGAGACACCCGCUUUGGACGUGGUUAAGGACCAUCUCAGGCAGAACAGCUAAGCCAAUCGGCUGUCGCCUGUUGAAUGAGAGACUACGUGAAAGUUUUUUUUACGCUAAUUUGCUAAUUAAAAUAAAAACGUAAGAAACUUGAAAAAAAAA